CGUUUCACAGGUUUCUCAGGAGGGAGGCUAACAUGUGACAGCACACAGAGAAGCCAAGAGUACUGGAGAAGAUCAGAAGCCUGCAUGAGUGAGCUCAGCUUUCCCAAAUAUUUUCUUAAAGCGCUAUUCAAGGGACCACUGACCUCUGCAAUAGACAGCACCAUGGUGGAGCAAGAGAUGCUGCUAUCGUGUGCUUAUCCUCAAGAAAAGUGUUAUUCUGCAAUAGUUAUGAACUCCCGUUUACGAGCCUUAGGUGGGAGGAUAAAUAACAUACGAGCGUCAGAGCUACCAAAAGAGAAAACCCGAUCAGAAAUAAUCUGUAACGUCCACUUUUUGGAUGGCUCAGUACAAAGCUUCAAAGUCAACAAACAAGACACUGGACAGAUUUUGUUGGACAUGACCUAUAACCAGCUGGGUGUGACAGAGAAGGAAUAUUUUGGUUUACAGCAAAAUGAGACUUCAGUAGAUGCACCUUUUUUCAUUUCACAGCGAUGGCUUGAACCAAGCAAACCUAUUAGAAAACAGUUAAAAGGAAGUUUUCCCUGCACGCUUCAUUUUCGUGUAAGGUUUUUUAUACCUGAUCCUAACACACUUCAGCAAGAACAAACCAGGCACUUAUUCUUUCUGCAGUUGAAGAUUGAUAUUGCAGAAGGAAGGUUGUCAUGCCCCAUUAAUUCUGCUGUUGUCCUGGCAUCAUAUGCAGUACAAUCACAACUUGGAGACUAUAAUGCUUCAGUGCAUUGUUCAGGAUAUCUUUCAAAUUACAACUUUAUACCGGAGCAGAACAAAGAUUUUCUUACCAAAGUAGAAACGCUACAUGAGCAACACAGUGGCCUCAAGCAAUCUGAAGCAGAGUCCUGCUAUAUAAAUAUAGCAAGAACACUUGAAUUCUAUGGAGUGGAAUUGCACAGUGGUAGAGAUCUCCAUAAUCUAGAUCUUAUGAUUGGGAUUGCAUCCAGUGGAAUUGCUGUAUAUAGAAAACUCAUCUGUACAAGCUUCUAUCCCUGGGUGAACAUUUUAAAAAUAUCCUUUAAAAGGAAAAAGUUUUUUAUACAACAACGGCAAAAACAUAAUGAAUCCAGAGAGCAUAUUGUUGCCUUCAACAUGUUAAAUUACAGAGCAUGCAAAAAUCUUUGGAAAUCUUGUGUAGAGCAUCACACAUUUUUUCAGGCAAAGAAGUCACUACCUCAUGAAAAAAAGAUAUUAUCACAUUAUUGGACUCUGGGUUCUAGAAAUCCAGCAAAGUCUGUAAACAACCAGUACUGCAGAAAAGUGAUAGGUGGGAUGGUUUGGAACCCAUCUAUGAGACGAUCCUUAUCAGUUGAGCACCUAGAGACCAAAAGCCUUCCUUCUCGAUCACCUCCUGUUACCCCCAAUUGGCGGAGUCCUAGACUACGUCAUGAAAUCCGCAAACCACGACACUCAUCUGUAGAUAACCUUACGAACGAGAUUAGUUAUAUUACUGAAACAGAGGAUGUUUUUUACACAUAUAAGGGCUCUCCAACGUCAAAGGACAGCGAUUCAGAGUUCUCUCAGAACCGUAGUCCACAGAGGGGGUCAUCUGAACAAGAAUCACCAAAGAACGUAUUGGGAAACAGUCCAACGCGGAGCUCUCUGACCCGUCUCUCACCUAAAGCCUUGGCUCGGUCUCCCAAUGGAGUUGGCAACAUUUCUGGCCCUUACCCAUUGGAAGGGGUGGAUAAGCAGUUCCUAGAAACAUAUGACAACGUUACGAAAAGCAGCUUGACAGAAGACUCCAGUCAGUACUACUGUGAUAAGAAUGACCUAAUUGAGGGAGAUUUACUUUUGGUGCGUAUCAUACCAGAUGAAGAAGGGAAGUUUGGAUUUAAUCUCAAGGGUGGAGUAGAUCAGAAAAUGCCUCUGCUGGUAUCAAGAAUAACUCCAGGGUCACCUGCUGAUAAAUGCAUUCCAAAGCUGAAUGAAGGUGAUCAGAUAGUAUUAAUUAACGGCCGAGAUAUCUCAGAGCACACGCAUGACCAGGUGGUCAUGUUCAUAAAAGCCAGCAGAGAAUCUCACACAAGAGAGCUUGCACUUUUGGUCAGGAGGAAAGUAGUUAAACAGUUUGUGGAGCCCAUAUCAGAAGAUGAAGCUGAUUCCCACACUCUGCCAGACUCUAUUCUUCCUGUCUGUUCUGAAUAUGGUGGUGAUACACUGGAGGAGUCUAUGGAGCAGCUAAGAAGUGGACUAGAAAGUGGGACUGUCCUUAUUCAGUUUGAGCAACUCUAUAGAAAGAAACCAGGAUUGGCUGUUACAUGUGCAAAGGUACCUCAGAAUAUGGACAAGAAUAGAUACAAAGAUGUUCUACCUUAUGAUGCCACAAGGAUAAUAUUGCAAGGAGAUGAAGAUUACAUUAAUGCAAAUUAUGUGAAUAUGGAAAUUCCUUCUGCUGGCAUUGUGAACCGGUACAUUGCUACUCAGGGGCCUCUUCCACACACAUGUGCACACUUCUGGCAAGUAGUCUGGGAUCACAAAUUAUCACUGAUCAUCAUGCUAACAACUCUCACCGAACGAGGACGGACCAAAUGUCAUCAGUACUGGCCUGAUCCACCAGACGUAAUGGAAUAUGGCUGCUUCCGUGUCAGGUGCCACUCUGAAGACUGCACAAUUGCUUAUGUUGUCAGAGAAAUGGUCAUUACAAACAUUGAGACAGAACAACAGCACACCAUCACCCAUCUCCAGUAUGUAGCUUGGCCUGAUCAUGGUGUUCCUGAUGACUCCAUGGACUUCUUGGAGUUUGUGACCUGUAUGAGGCCAAAGAGAGUAAAGAAUGAGCCAGUUCUUGUUCACUGCAGUGCAGGAAUCGGUCGCACGGGUGUGUUGGUCACUAUGGAAACAGCCAUGUGCUUAAUUGAAAGGAACCAGCCUGUUUAUCCACUGGAUAUUGUACGGAAAAUGCGAGACCAGAGAGCCAUGAUGGUGCAAACAUCAAGUCAAUACAAAUUUGUUUGUGAAGCUAUUCUUCGUGUUUACAAAGAAGGAUUGGUUCGACCACUGGAUUCCAGUUAGCACAGCAGUGAAGGAUGAUUUUUUUUUUCCCUAAAAAGCCUGCUCUUUAAGUAAAGCAAGGGCUUGUUUCUGAAAGCAACUAGAAUGGACUAGAAGCCCGUGUAAAGACAGAUGAGCACAUUUGAACUGUGGCACUUUAAAUUUCUCAAGAAGAUUGCUAAAUCAUGUACAGUAUAACAAAGUCACAUAGAUAAAUAUAUGACAGCAAUUGUGUGUAAUAUGCUUUAUUCACAUAGACAACCAUAAACAAUCAUGGAAACCUUAACACACAUCUUUUACUGCCUUAAAACACCUUUUACUUUGGAAGUUACAAAGUUCCUUGUGUUUCCUUUGAAAUAGCAAAAGGAAAACUAUUAUUGAAAUGAUUCAUCUUAAUAAGGUAUUUAAUAUAUUUGUACCAUAUGAAAGCUCAUUGAAGGUGAAUAUUUGUAAUUUUCUUAUUGGGAUACUAAAUAUCCAUGGAACUGUAACCUUGACUAAAAGGCUGACGAAGAGCUUUAAAGGCUAAUGCAUAACUACUGUACACUGAGCUGGAGAAAUUUAGUAUUCAGUUACCGUAAAUCUAUUAGUGAGUAUGCCAGCUGUUAUAAUAUGCUGCUUAGAAAUCACAUCUACUGUAUGUGAUGUGAAAAUAAUGCUGCAGUUAGGCAUUUAUGCAGAUGGUACAGUCUACAUCUUCUGUUGAUCAAUUUUAGUUGCAACUUGCCCUUUUGACAGUGACCUACUUCUUACAGUUUUAAUCAUUGCACCCCUUUUCUUCUGUUUCUGCUGUCCAUCUCCUUUAUAGUUUUCACUGCUGUUUCUAUAUGUGUACUGAAAAUAUUUUAACUUAAAAUGAGGUUUAAUUCUCUGUCAUGUUUGUUUCCAUGUGUAUUUAUGAGUUCUCAGUUGUGAAUGUGGAUUAAUGUUGCACACAAGUACUAGACUUUUGACUUACUGUAUAUGCAAAGUAGUCUAAUCCAAUACUGGAAGAAAAAGUACUACUGAACCCAUCAAAUAUGUUGCUGCUAUUUCAAGGUGUGAAGCUUACAAGGGCACAGGUGUUGCUAGUGUUCAGAUGGUGAUAAAAUAUUGACUUGCUGCCCUCCAGCAAAGCGCUCUUAUCCAGUGAAACACGACUCCCUUUUGCAAGAGUUCUCCAGAUUUACUGUGUUUCUUGCUUAAUCAGAAAUGCAGUUAAAUUCACCUGAAGAUUUACAUGGGAAGAAAGAAUGAAUUUGUACUUUGAUGAAUAAUUCACCCUAAGGUACACUGGUCUAUAUUUCAUUUCAGAUGGGAGAAUUGGACUUUCUGAACAGUAUAACCACAUUUGUAUAAACUUAAAUUAUUUUGUGUGUGCUUUUUGAUUAACCUGAGAUAGUUAUUAAUUUUUAAUAGUGCUUAAAAAUAUUCUAAGGGACUGUUUAAAACUCUGUUAUUUAAAAAAUUAGUCCUAAAUAGGGAAAAAUUUUUAUGAGGCAUAUUAGCCAGAUGUUUAUAUGUAUAAAAGAGAAAAUUAGAUAAUUUUUUUUUUCAGAGAGGUAUAUAUGCACACACAUAUUCAAAUGUAUUUUAGAAUUAUGGUUUGUAUUAUGGAUAUUAUCAUUUAUAGCUGGAGUUUCAUUAUAGAAACUAUCACAGCUGUACAAUAUGCAUCUCUCAUGUUACUGGAAGACUAUGUUUUUUUCCUUCAAGAGGUAACUAGAAAGUGCAUGUAGGAUGAGCUAAAUUGCUGACUUGUCUUUUUCAGGCUUGAUCCUUUCUCCAAGAUUACAUUUUUAGCUGUAGCUGAAGAGGAUGUCUGGUUACUGGUUAUUGAUCAAAAGAGUUUUAAUUGAGAUGUGCAGAGUAGUUGGCAACAUGGAAACCUUCUUGGCUUUGUUAGGUUGAAUGGUGAAUAGGUUUGUGCUCAUCUUUACAUAGUGCAUUCCAAAUUUCACUUUGACUGGAGUUUUCUGUAAUAUUUUGGAUCCUUGUCAUCUUGCUUGAUUGGGCAUAGAUUGAAAACCAAAAGACUGGUUCACUCUUAUCUUGCUAAAUUGCAUCAGGUAGCUUAAUCAGUCAGUGACUCCAAAUGUACAAUGGUAGUGGAUGUGCACAUAUUACUUGGGAAGCUUUGUUACAUGUGUGCCUGUCUGUUAAAACAUCUCUUUUAUUUUUUUAAGUAUUCCCCUGCCCAGGUCCCUUGCCCAGUCCCCUGCCCAGAGUCAUCCCUUCCAGCUGGUAUGACUUGCAUUUAAUAGUUUGUCAAGAAGUGAAAAGAGGCAAGAAAAUAAAUUGUAAGAAAAUAUUUAGAGCAUGUUUGUGACAUCCCUGUCUUUCGUGGAAGUACUCAUUAUUUCUUUGUGUUCAAGGUUAUUCCUAUAUUCCAAUUGCUAUUUAUGUAUCUUCAUAUUUAAUAUGUACCUCCCAAAGCACUGUAAAUGUAUUUCUUGUAUAACUCCAGUCUCAAGAUACAUGGUAUAGGCUUGACUUGGGUUCGUGUGUGUGCAUUUAGAGGAUGACUGUCAUAUUGUGACAACAAAUGCUGCUCUUGUUUUGGUAAACUUGGAUGGGUUUGGUAAUACUAUUGGGGAGCACUUGGAUUUUAAUAACUUGUUUGAAAUUGCUGGCCGCAGAGCGAAUGCUCAAAGCUAUAUAAAUAGUAAUCUCUGUAAGUUUUUUGUUUGGGUUUUGUUUUUUUUUAACACCUAGGAGGAAAUAUUAACUACACAAGUAUCUUGUAUAUUGUGUCCAUCUUUAUUUCAGUCUUGCUGGGUUUUGCACAUGUACCUGUUGGGUCCAUAUGGGAGAAUUGAAGGGGUUUUGUCUUCUCUCUGUUUUGUGAUGACUUUGCACUGAAUGAAGUAUGCCUUAGAUCUGAUCUUGCAAUGAGAGCAUAAUUAUGAACACAUCUUACUGCCAGCUUUUGUUUUCACAAAAAUUAAGAAAUCACAAAGCUAAAGAUUUAAAUGGUCGGUUUGGGGGGAUUUUGGUGGGAGUUAAAACUUGUGAUCACAAAGUUUUUAAUUGUCAAGCAGUUGGCAAGUGGUAGAAGAUGCUGUGAAGAAAAGAUUCUGUAUAACCUUCUUAAACAUUUUACCCUUGAAUUUUCCUGUGCUGGCAUGGUCAUGAAAAUAAGUAUUCAAAAUGUCUGGUGUGGUGGUGGUGGUGGAUGAAGAGGGAGCAAUAAACCCUUGAUGUUUUCAUCACUGUGAAAUACACUAACAUUUAUUUCUACAGAAUUAAACAAAUUUUAACUUAGUGGCUUUAUAUUUGAUGUGGAAGUAACUAAACUGCCUAUUCAGCGUGUCUUCAGAAAUCUCACAGGGGAACACUUCUGAGAUAGAGGUGAGAAGGACAGGUCUUGCUAUUUGUUAAAAAUAAGAAAAACAGUGCCCUUAACCAUGAAUGCCUUUUGUGUAACCAGAUGUAUGAAAUACAAGUCAUUAAAAUACAACCAAACCUUGAAUAGUGGUGGUGUUUUACCAAAAAAAAAAAAAAAAAAAAAAAAAAAAUUGCAAUCUAGGAGUUUGCUUUUCAUAUCCUGUCUUUUAGGUGUUGAUACUAAAUUGACAUUACAGUCAAAAUGUACCCACAAAUUCAGCAAUAAGUCUUCAUAUACACUCAGUUUUUUAAGCGUUUGUUUUCCUUUUUUGCCUCAUAUUUCUUCCUAUGCAGUACUUGGUUAAAUAUAUAUCUAUUUUAAAAGAACUCUCUAGUUCUGGACUAUAUAAUGAACUUUGCAUUGGCUUUAUAGUAUGAUACUUUUUUACAAAAAAGCUCUUCCCUGUAGACAGUAUUGUUAUGUCAGGCUAAAUGCAUAAAUGUUAAAAAUAGAUGUACAUGGUUCAUACUCAGUCAAUUAUAAUUUUAACAUAGUUGUUUCACUGAUAAUGGCUUUAUUUUUCUAUCCUGAAAUGUAGCAUUUAAGUGCAAGUUUAUUUAGUUCUUUCAGCCUUUCCAGAAAUAUGUGCUGGGGAAUGUUUGUAUUUUGAUUCGUAACCUGCAACCAGUCUACUUGGUUAAAAGCAUUUAUUAAUUGAAGCUAUAUAGAAGGUAAAGUUUUCAUUAAAUAUUUUGUUCAAAGGCCAAGUGAAUGAUUAAUUCAUUAUAUAAAACAAUGUUUUGAUUAUGGGGGUUUCUUGCAUUUAAGUUCUGACACUGAUAGUGCUCAGCCAUCUCAAAUAGCUGUCUGUUUUAACUGUAGUUUACAUUAACAGUUUAAGUAUACAGGUCUAAUGUAAUAUGAUUUAGUUUUAGAGUACUUAACACUGUAUAAGCUUCAAACAGUAGCAUCCACAAUCAUGAAGCCUGUCAUUCUAAAGAAAAAGUAAGUUUCUCCGAAUCAAAAGAAAUACCACAUAAUAUCAAUGGAUUUAACCAUUUUUCAGCUCAGACUACUGUGCUAUAUUGCUACUCAAUGCUACUGUGACAGUAGCAUUCUUACUACUCAUAUAAAGAGCAAAUGUUGAGGAUCAGUAAUAUGGGAAAAAACAAAUUGUAUGGAUUGUAAGAAAUCAGGAAAUACUGUUGUCUUUUUUUUUUUUUUAAAGACAAAUUCAUCUCAAGAGGGGACAUUUGCUUGCAGACUACUCGGCUCAGAGUAGUCUUAGUUUGUGCUUUAUUUUGGGUUUAGAUGCAGGUUAACCUUUCAUUAAAGUUGUAUUUAAAAUAUUAAAGUGUUUAUUUUAAUAGACAUUAUUGAAACACUUCAGUUUACUGUUAACUGUUUAACUUCUGUUUACUUGGCUUACAUGGUUCUGUUUCUUGAAAUGUUAUUGUUUUGCCUUAUAAAAUCCCUUUGAUGUUUCCUCCAAGUGUGAAACUGGCUUUGUCUCAGGCAGGCAAAAUGAUGUUACUGUUGCUUAAGAAAGGAUGUUUUUCUUUCACCUGCUGAAGGGGCAGUGUGGUGUUCAGACCAGUCUCAAACUGAUCUCUUUUCUAAACAGUGCUGCUAGCAGUGGUCAAAAUGAAGCUAUAUGGAAAAGCAUAUGAGAAAUGUUUUCCUUGGGGCGGAUAAGACCUGGGUUUAACUUAAAUAUAAAAAGAAAAAAAUCAAACAUUGUGAACAUGAAAAUGCUUUUAACAGAUAAAGUAGGGGCAGAAAAGAUAUUAUUUUUUUACUCUUUUUCCUUUGAAACACUUUUGUGUUUUAAACACAUAAUUUCUCUUAGAACAAUUUCUUUAGUAAAGAGCCAUACUGUUGGCCAUGGGAUUUAAUUUUUGUUAAAACCACCAGGAAAUAAUUUUAAGUAGAACAUUUUCCUCAUCUACUGGUUUGUGUUCUUAAGUAAUAUUAAAAAACCCCCCUUAAAUAUUUUCCUCUUAGAAAUGAUAUUGUCUUUUUUCAUGUGAUGUUUUUUCCUGAGACAUAAAUGGAACCUGAAUUUGGCUGGGUUGCCCUGCUGUUGAGGUUGCCUGCAACCCUGUUGAGGUUGACCUGCAUGCUUAAGAGGAAGAUGCUUUGUUAGGGCUAUUAAACCCCUCACCUAACAUCUGUUACCAACUUAAGCCAGAGUAGCAUCAUAUUUCUAUCAGCCUUUUGCAGUAUAAACAUUUUGUAAAUAGUCCUUGGAGCUUGCUCUCCCAAGCACCAAGAAGUAGUCUUGCACCAAGCUAGAAUUUAUGCUUUAAAUCAAAAUUUAAAAAAAAAAAGUUAAAAAAAAAAUCUAAAUCUUCAAGUAAGGAAUGACUAUUUACCAAAUUCUGUACAAAAUGUACCUUGUCAAAGGAAAAAAAAAUUAGUUUUUCUUACAAGAUGCAAAGGUUAGCUGCUAGAUGUACCUUAUCUGUGGGGGCAGCUUACCUAGUCAUAAAGCAAAUUGGCUCUCAGCUAGCGUGCAGAGUGUGGCCACUAAAGCACAGAAAGUGCAUCAUCAGCCCAAAUGCCUCAUUAUUUGUCAACUUUCUUGCACAUGGUUGGUUGCAGUCCUGCUUCAGGAAGGAAAAAGGGCUGCCUUCCUUUGGGAAAGAGACUGAAAUAUCCUGCACGGUAAAUCCACAGCCUACGUUGGUCUUGGUGGGGUUGUACUUGUAUUACCUAACUUGAGCAGUCUAGUUCAAAGUGAGAUCAGGUCUAUCUGCAUGGGUUUGCAAGGAUAUCAAAGCAGUCCGUUCCAAAAACCCAAAAAGCUCAGCCCAGCAGAGUUAAUUGCAGUGGGCUUCAUUUGCUUCAGAUAAGCAGCAGGUGAGUGUGGCAGCACUUGGCUUAGUCCUGAUCAGGGCCCUUCUAAUUCAGAGCUUUGCAUACAUGAUUGAAAACCUGGGGUUUAGCAGGAACUGAAUUACUGUCUGUAGAAAUUAGGUGGGGAAUUAGUGUAUGCACUCAAAUGUAAAUCUAUUUCUAAUCCCAGUUUUGCAAAAUAAAUGAAGAGUAUCAGUGCUUACAUUCCAGUAACCUGUGCAGUGAGCACUAAACAUAAUUUAUUUCAGUUUUCACGCUUCACUGUGUAACCUUAAUAGAGAAGUACAAGGUGUAUAAUGGGGACAGUCCUAUAAAAGCUUUAAAUAUCUGCCUGCCAUUCAGUCUCACAAAUAAUGUAAUGGUUAAAACUGACCUUGAUUACAACUGAUAUGGAAAUGUGUUUAUAGGAGUGGAAUAAAUUGCAUAACAGUUGAGAAA
Messenger RNA from Haemorhous mexicanus (house finch), 9610 nucleotides. It is a transcript of the gene PTPN3, whose product is annotated as protein tyrosine phosphatase non-receptor type 3. The record is from RefSeq and is a predicted model, not a curated record. The transcript is spliced from 27 exons. The coding region runs from base 85 to 3027 and encodes 980 amino acids. Gene Ontology annotation, cellular component: cytoplasmic side of plasma membrane; cytoplasm; cytoskeleton. Lineage: Eukaryota; Metazoa; Chordata; Aves; Passeriformes; Fringillidae. Gene Ontology annotation, biological process: protein dephosphorylation. Gene Ontology annotation, molecular function: cytoskeletal protein binding; protein tyrosine phosphatase activity.